AUGGACGCGCCGUCGAGCAGCACGAGCACGAGCACCAACAGCAGCCGGAGCGCCUCCGAGCAGCACCAGCAGCAGCGCCACCACCACCACCAGGCGGCGGGGCACCAGCCGCACCACCCGUUCUACUACGCCGCCGCAGCCAACACGGGGGGGAUGGCGCCGUUCAUGGGGUCGCUGGCCAUCGCGCCCGCCGCCACGUCCGUCGUGGGCGGCGCGGGGGAGGUGCAGCAGCUGGCGCAGCAGCAGCAGCAGUCGGCGGCGGCGGCGCCCGCAGGUGCAGGAUCGUCCGGCGGCGCUGCCGCCGCGGACAAGAAGAAGGCCGUGGUGCCCGCGGGGAGCAACAAGCGGCCCACCAAGGACCGGCACACCAAGGUGGAGGGCCGGGGGCGGCGGAUACGGAUGCCGGCGCUGUGCGCGGCGCGGGUGUUCCAGCUCACGCGGGAGCUGGGCCACAAGACGGACGGCGAGACCAUCGAGUGGCUGCUGCAGCAGGCGGAGCCCGCCAUCGUGGCCGCCACCGGGACCGGGACCAUCCCGGCCAACUUCUCCUCGCUCGCCGUCUCCCUCCGCUCUGGCGCCUCGCACCCGUCCUCCGCCUCCGCGCGCCGCGGCCGCCUUCCACCACCUCCCUCCGGCGCACACGCAGCACGAGGUCGCCGCCAUGCUCGGCUGGAACCACCAUCACCACCAGCAGCAGCUUCUCCCACCGCCUCCGCACCACCACCACCACCACCAGCAGGCGCCGCAAGAUCCCGGCGCCGGGGAGUUCAUGAGGAAGCGCUACAGGAGGGCGCCGACGACCUGUUCAAGGACCCCGCCACGCGCCAGCACCAUCCCGACGACGGCGACGGCGGCCGCGGCGGCGCCGAGGGGGACGCCGAGGAGCACAAGGCCCGCGUGACGCCAACCACCGCAAUGUGGGCCGUGGCGCCCAACAGCGCCGGCGGCGGCGCUUUCUGGAUGCAGCCCACGUGGGCGUUCGGCGGCGGCGGCGGCGGGAGCACGGUGCAGGCGCCGCUCCAGUUCAUGUCAACAAGCAGAAGCCGCAACAACUUCCCCGCCGGGACGACGAUGGACGCCAACAUCGGCAUGCUCGCCGCGCUCAACGCCAGCGGCGGCGGCGUCCAGCAGCAGCAGCACCAGCACCAGCAGCAGGACGAGGGGCAGCAGCCGCCGGAGAUGGCCCAGCGCCACCGCGGCGCGAACGGCGGCGACGCUGGGCGUGGCGCCGCGAGCCCCCAGUAA
Molecule: messenger RNA, 1245 nt
Organism: Miscanthus lutarioriparius
Lineage: Eukaryota; Viridiplantae; Streptophyta; Magnoliopsida; Poales; Poaceae
Source: the annotation of a GenBank genome assembly